Plasmopara halstedii is the source of this 3033-nucleotide messenger RNA. RefSeq names its product pre-mrna splicing. The record is from RefSeq and is a predicted model, not a curated record. The transcript is spliced from 7 exons. Gene Ontology annotation, cellular component: U4/U6 x U5 tri-snRNP complex; catalytic step 2 spliceosome. Bases 1 to 3033 code for a protein of 1010 amino acids. Gene Ontology annotation, molecular function: protein binding. Gene Ontology annotation, biological process: spliceosomal tri-snRNP complex assembly; mRNA splicing, via spliceosome. NCBI's taxonomy places the organism in Eukaryota, Oomycota, Peronosporomycetes, Peronosporales, Peronosporaceae.
AUGAUGAACACAUUUAUGCCAUGUAAUUCUUCAAUAAAUGUUGGACCUAUCAAAAGUAAUCUGGGCUCAAAUCCAUGUAGAAGCUGCAUCUUGACGCGGCACCUAAGCAAGAAAAACUUGGCAUUUUGUUUUAAAAGCACCUCUGGGGUCAUGAGCGGAUUGGGGCAGCGUGUGCGCAACACAUAUGCAUCAGGCGCACCGGCAAAUUAUGUUCCUGGUUUGGGUCGUGGUGCCGUGGGUUUCACGACACGAUCAGAUAUCGGACCUGCACGCGCGCCAAUGACGCAAGACGGGACACAGGAUGCGCCGUUCCUGCCACCAGCCGGACGCGGACGCGGCGUCGAGAUUCCCGGCUCUAUUCCAGGUGUAAGUGCUGGUCGUGGCUCUGGAACUGCGGGAAUGGGCGGUUUUGGUCGCGAAAAGGAUGAAAAUGAGGAUUUUGGUGACUAUAGUGAGACGAAUUACGACGAAUUUAGUGGUUACUCGUCACGUGGAUUGUUUCAAGAUACUCCAUACGAUGCUGAUGACAAGGAAGCCGAUGAUAUCUACGGAAAAGUAGAUGAGCGUAUGGACUCACGACGAAAGAGACGCCGAGAAUUAAAACAGUUGGAAGAACUAAAGAAAGCACGUCGAGAAAUGCCGAAGAUCAGCGACCAAUUUGCAGAUCUUAAGAGCUCAUUGCAACAAAUGUCAGCUGCUGAAUGGGAAAGGAUUCCUGAUAUUGGAGACUACUCGCUUAAAUAUAAAACAAAUACAGCAUUGCAGAAACGCAACGAAAUGUUUGCUCCUGUACCUGAUAGUCUCUUGGGAGUAAAUGCAAGUCACUCCAUGAAUGUUAGUGGAACGAUUACACCUGCAGGUAAUGGAUUGGACACUUCCAGUGGAAUAACAAGUUCCGUAACGGGAUUAGCUGGUGCAAGAGGCGCUCAAUUAUCACAUAAGCUUGACAAGAUGUCGGACUCGAUCUCAGGACAGACUGUAGUAGAUCCAAAAGGGUAUCUGACAGACUUGAAUAGCUUAAAACUUACAAGUGAUGCUGAAAUUGGAGAUAUCAAAAAAGCAAGACUUUUGCUCAGGUCAGUCACGAUGACAAACCCAAAACAUGGACCGGGAUGGAUUGCGGCUGCAAGAUUAGAAGAAGUGGCUGGGAAAAUUGUGCAGGCGAGAAAGAUUAUUGCACAAGGAUGCGAGUCUUGUCCUACUCAGGAAGAUGUGUGGCUUGAAGCUUCUCGAUUACAAAAUCCAGAGAAUGCCAAGACCAUUCUGGCUAAAGCUGUACGACACGUGCCUAAGUCAGUCAAGGUUUGGCUACAAGCGGCGCAACUUGAGAGUGAUGAUGAGCUCAAAAAGCUCGUGAUGCGUCGAGCAUUAGAGUUUAUUCCUAAUUCGGUAAAGCUAUGGAAAGCGCUUAUUGAACUGGAAGAUGUCGAUGGUGCGCGGAUUCUUCUUGGCCGUGCGGUGGAGUGUGUUCCGCAAGCAGUGGAUCUGUGGCUGGCUUUGGCUCGACUUGAGACUUAUGAGAACGCUAAGAAAACGUUAAACAAGGCCCGAGCUGCAAUCCCUACGGAGCCUGCUAUUUGGAUUACGGCAGCCAAGCUAGAAGAAGCACAAGGCAAAAAUCUAGACAUGAUUGAUCGUAUUAUUCAACUAGCGCUCAAGUCUUUGCAGAAACAUCAAGUAGUGAUGAAUCGGGAAACGUGGUUGAAAGAAGCGGAGGCGUGUGAGCAAGCCGGUUCACCAUUGACGUGCGCGGCAAUUGUGCGAGCUAGCUUGGACGUUGACGUCGAUCCUGAAGAUAGAAAACGCACGUGGAUGGAUGAUGCAGAGAACAGCAUCAGCCGUGGGGCUUUGUUGACUGCGAAGGCUAUUUAUGCAGCUGCUUUGAAGUUCUUUCCUGGUAAGAAAUCAAUUUGGCUGCGUGCUGUAGCUCUAGAAAAGCAAAUCCAGGACGGUAAAAGCUCCGAGUCUGUCGAACAGCUGCUUCAAAAGGCCGUCACGAGCUGUCCUCACGCAGAGAUUCUAUGGCUGAUGGCUGCGAAGGAGGUCUGGUCAAAUGGAUCGGUCGAGAACGCCCGCUUGAUUUUGCGCCAAGCAUUUAGCGUGAAUCCAAAUAGUGAAGCAAUUUGGCUGGCUGCAGUCAAAUUGGAGUGGGAAAAUGAUGAAAUAGACUUAGCUCGAGCAUUGUUAGCCAAGGCACGAGCUCAAGCUCCAUCGCCUCAUGUAUGGAUGAAGUCUGUGUUACUUGAACGAGAAUGUGCUGAGAAUCGCAAAGAUGAAGAAAAGCUCAUUUUGGAAGGUGUUAAGUUGUAUCCGGAAUUUCCUAAACUGUAUAUGAUGGCUGGACAAUUUUACGAGGCGUUGGAUCCACCUGACUUCGACAAAGCGAAAAAAAUGUAUCGUGAAGGCAUACAGCGAUGUCCAAAAUCUAUUGCCCUGUGGACCCUAUCUAGUCGCUUAGAAGAGACGAUGAAUGGUGUGACAAAGGCACGCUCGGUACUGGAAAUGGGGCGCCUCAAAAAUCCAAAAAACGAAGUGUUAUGGCUAGAAGCUGCUCGUUUAGAGGCUCGAUGGAACAAUCCGAAAGGCCAAGAAAUGCUUAUGGCGAAGGCAUUGCAGGAAUGCCCGGAGUCGGGGAUUCUCCUAGCUGAAUCUAUUGAUAUUGCCCCUAGAGCGCAGCAGAAGCGUGCAUCGUUCACUGCACUUAAGAAGAAAGAUAACGAUCCGGCUGUAUGUUUGUCUGUUGCUAAACUCUUCUGGCAAGAGCGGAAAUUUUCGAAAGCGCGCAAGUGGUUAGAACGAACCAUUCAGCUUGACUCUGAUUUUGGAGAUGCGUGGGCUUUCUACUACCUUUUUGAACUUAAACACGGCACAAAAGAAAGCGCUGAAAAAAUUGUGCAACGAGCAAUUAGCGCGGAUCCUCAUCACGGCGAGAAAUGGACGCGUGUUUCCAAGCAAACACAAAAUCGUCGCAAGAAAACUGAAGAGCUAGUCAAGCUGGUAAGCCUUUCACUUCCGAUAGCUGAACAACCAUAA